GUGUGCACGACAAUCUGCAGUAUGGAGUUGAUCGCCUCGAGGAUGACGCAGUAUUCGCCACCACUGCCUGCAAAUCCUGUCCAGACAAGAACCUGCGUCCGUCAAUCCUGCACUGCAUGGCAUUGUGUCCCGGAAGUGUACUUCCCUUGGCAAUGCAAUGCGCAAUUCCAAUUAGUCCCUCUCUCAUACUCUCUCUUCUGGUAGAGAUGCCUAGGUCAGACCCUGCUGCGGCCCAGCACCAAUAUUUAUCAGCACGUGUCUUAAGUCACGUCAAUAUCGAGGAGGACAGAUGCAUACCAUGAGCAAAGGCGCAAUGAUCCAAUCGGCCACAAUACUGAACCCGAUCUGGAUCCAUAGCUCUCUCUCCUGGAACGACCGGUGUAGCGUUUCGAACCGGAUCUUGCUGAAGAUGGGACACAUCAUGACUAGGAGACCGAUUGCUGCGUUUAGCCAGCCGGAGCUUUCCUUACUAACCGGUACAAAGACUCCGAUGAAUUUGCCCUUCUCCAGGGCUCGACUAGUAAUGGGGACAAAGUUUCCCAGGAGGAUACCGGCUACCAUGGCCAGUAAGAUCUAUAGAGCAAAAAAGCGGUCCAAGAUAGCGGACCACUGGAGAAUUAGAAGUAGCAUGGGUUCCGGGCUUGAGAAAUCGAGGUUUCAUCAUGGUGUCGCUCGUUCUUACUACAUGCCUCCGGGUUUUUUGAGAGCGCUGGUAUUGGUUUUUCUGGAAACAUCGGUGGUGUAUCUUCCGCUUCUAUGCCCCAUUGAGGCUAUGCUGAUCUGAAAGCUCAACUCUCGAGUGAGAGAUGGUUGCUUUAGUGUGCUGUCUUCAAUCACAGAGCAUGCAUCCCUGAAGCUCUUCUGAGUGCGUACAGCGGCCAGAUGGGCUGUCGACCAAUCAGCGUGACCAAGUGACAUACUUCAAUGGCAUGUGACCUAUAGUACCGCAAGGUCUACCUGCUGGAGGGAAUUCGGAUUCAGG
Molecule: messenger RNA, 982 nt
Organism: Aspergillus uvarum CBS 121591
Lineage: Eukaryota; Fungi; Ascomycota; Eurotiomycetes; Eurotiales; Aspergillaceae
Exons: 2
Coding region: 290-784 (164 amino acids)
Source: RefSeq, a predicted model, not a curated record